This is a messenger RNA of Talaromyces proteolyticus, 1194 nucleotides long. Its product is annotated as putative DUF829 domain protein. The transcript has a single exon. The record is from RefSeq and is a predicted model, not a curated record. NCBI's taxonomy places the organism in Eukaryota, Fungi, Ascomycota, Eurotiomycetes, Eurotiales, Trichocomaceae. The coding region runs from base 235 to 1086 and encodes 283 amino acids.
AGAAUAUCUAUAAAGCACAGCAGCUCUCAAGAUGAGUGAAACCAUUCAACUACAAUGUUACGUUCACAUGUCAUUGAGGGGCGGCCUGAAUAGACCUGGCAGUAAUCAACACCACCAUCCCGCCAGUGUGAAACAUUUAACCCACUUAACUUGCCUCUACUCACCCCAUGGGAUGGCAACUCUCAACACCUUGCACAACAACUCUGUAGCUAGCCGUGUCCAUCGUCAAGCCAAAUGUCAGCCCUCAAAGGCCUCACGGGCCUCGGAUCCAGGGCCUCACUGUACACUCCCGACCCAUCAUCCUUCGUCCCCGGCCAAUUGAUAAUCAUCUGCAGCUGGGCUGAUGCGGCACGCCAACACAUUGCCAGAUACCUAGACCUACACAAGAGCAUAGCCCCUGGAGCCCAAGUCCUCCUUAUUCAAACUGCUGCUCUUCACUUGGUCAGCCCGUAUUCACGACAACAGGCUUCUCUUAAACCUGUUGUUCGAUUUAUCCUUGACCAUCUAGAAGCAGCAACAGAGCGACAGACAGAAUCGAAAACCAAGGAGCUCAAAAUUCUGCUGCACUCCUUCUCAAAUGGAGGAGGGCUAACGGCCACCCAGCUAUUUUUUCUUCUCCGCGAAGCCACCAACGCACCUCUUACCCUUGUUGGGAUUAUCAUGGACAGUUCCCCUGACGGCGGGACAUAUAGACAGACACACAACGCAAUAGUCGUGGGCCAGCCACGCUCCAAGCUGCAGAAGAUUGGGAUUUCGCUGCUCGCUCACGCGGUGCUGAUACCCAUCUGGAUAUCGUACGCGGUGGGACGGGACGAGAAUUCGCAGACGUUGAUGCGGCGGGUAUUUCUGGACCAGGACUUAGUGGGCACGACGAAUAUAUGCUACUUCUAUUCAAAGACAGACCAGAUGACGAAUUGGAGAGAUGUUCGUACGCAUGCGGACGAGGCGAGAAGGAUGGGGUGGGCUGUGGAUGAACUUGAGUUCCAUGGAAGCUCGCAUUGUGCUCAUAUAGGCGUAGACAAGGAGCGGUAUACUGCUGCUGUAAGAAAGAUGUGGGAUGGAAUGACACGGCGAUCGAAAAUAUGAUACUGUUUAUUAAGUGAUGAGGUCUAAUUCUAUGUACAGGUAAUUGAACAGGGUCAAUUAGCCCAAGGGCUAGGCGGUUGGAUAUGACUUAGUUUACAUAAUGAGAAG